Agelaius phoeniceus (red-winged blackbird) is the source of this 4159-nucleotide messenger RNA. RefSeq names its product cyclin and CBS domain divalent metal cation transport mediator 4 (gene CNNM4). Gene Ontology annotation, biological process: magnesium ion homeostasis; magnesium ion transport. Lineage: Eukaryota; Metazoa; Chordata; Aves; Passeriformes; Icteridae. Gene Ontology annotation, molecular function: sodium ion transmembrane transporter activity; magnesium ion transmembrane transporter activity. The record is from RefSeq and is a predicted model, not a curated record. Gene Ontology annotation, cellular component: plasma membrane.
AUGACGUCAUCCUCGAGGGGCGUGCCCAACCGGCCGCCGUUCCCCGAGGGGGCGUGCCCUCCGCGCGUGACGUCACCCCGCGGCCGCGUCGGCCCGUGCGUGACGCUCCCGCCAGUGCCCAACAUGGCGGCGGGCGGCGGCGCCGGCGGCUGUGGGGGGACCCCGCUCUCGCCGGGCCCGUUCCUGCCGCCGCUGCUGCUGCUGCUGGCGCUGCCCGGCGGCGCCGUCCCCGCGGCCGACACCGUGGUGCUGGGGCUGCGCCUGGAGGAGAGCACCAAACCGGCGGCGGCGGUGGCACCGGCGGGGGCGGCCGAGCGCGGGCCCAUCCGCCUCACGGAAGGCAGCGAGGCCUUGCUGCGCCUCUACGGGCUGGGGCUGGGCCCCGGCGCCGCCGAGCGCGUGGCCUUCGCCGAGCUGCGGCCGGGCGGCAACGCCUCGAGCGGCAACGCCACGUGCCAGGAGCGCUCGCAGGACCUGGUGGUGCGGCCCGGCCCCGCCGAGCCCCGCGACACCUCGGCCCUGCUCCGGGUGCGGGUGCAGCCGCUGCGCAAGGACGAGAGGGCCAAGACCUACGUGCUGUGCUCGCAGCGGCGGCCCGGGCAGCCCUGGCUGCCGCACCAAGGGCCCGACGGGCACGUGCUGGUGCUGGAGGAGAAGAAGUCGCUGCUGCCCUUGUGGCUGCAGGUGAUUCUGAUCGCGGGCUUGUUGGUGCUGUCGGGGAUGUUCAGCGGGCUCAACCUGGGCUUGAUGGCGUUGGACCCCAUGGAGCUGAGGAUCGUGCAGAACUGUGGGACGGAUAAGGAGAAGCGUUACGCCCGCAGGAUCGAGCCCAUCCGCAGGAAAGGGAAUUACCUGCUCUGCUCGCUGCUGCUGGGCAACGUGCUGGUCAACACCACGCUGACCAUCCUGCUGGACGACCUGAUCGGCUCCGGCAUCGGCGCCGUGGUGGCCUCCACCAUCGGCAUCGUCAUCUUCGGCGAGAUCGUGCCGCAGGCGCUGUGCUCGCGGCACGGGCUGGCCGUGGGCGCCAACACCAUCGUGGUCACCAAGUUCUUCAUGCUGGUCACCUUCCCGCUGUCCUACCCCAUCAGCAAGCUGCUGGACUGCAUCCUGGGCCAGGAGAUCGGCACCGUCUACAACCGGGAGAAGCUGGUGGAGAUGCUGAAGGUGACGGAGCCCUACAACGACCUGGUGAGGGAGGAGCUCAACAUGAUCCAGGGAGCGCUGGAGCUGCGCACCAAGACGGUGGAGGACGUGAUGACCCCGCUGCAGAACUGCUUCAUGAUCAACAGCGACGCCAUCCUGGACUUCAACACCAUGUCGGAGAUCAUGGAGAGCGGCUACACGCGCAUCCCGGUCUACGAGGACGAGAGGUCCAACAUCAUGGACAUCCUCUACGUCAAGGACCUGGCCUUCGUGGACCCUGAUGAUUGCACGCCCCUCAAGACCAUCACCAAGUUCUACAACCACCCCGUGCACGUGGUGUUCCACGACACCAAGCUGGACGCCAUGCUGGAGGAGUUCAAAAAGGGGAAGUCCCACCUGGCCAUCGUGCAGAAGGUGAACAAUGAGGGUGAGGGUGACCCCUUCUACGAGGUGCUGGGGCUGGUGACGCUCGAGGACGUCAUCGAGGAGAUCAUCAAGUCGGAGAUCCUGGACGAGUCCGACACCUACAUUGACAACCGCAGCAGGAAGAGGGUGUGCAACCAGAAGAACCGAAGGGACUUCUCGGCCUUCAAGGACCCCGACAACGAGCUGAAGGUCAAGGUGUCACCUCAGCUCCUGCUGGCCGCCCACCGCUUCCUGUCCACCGAGGUGACCCUCUUCACCUCCAACUUCAUCUCGGAGAAGAUCCUGCUGCGGCUCCUCAAGUACUCCGACGUCAUCCAGGAGCUGAAGUUUGAUGAGGAGAACAAGAAAUCCCCGCGGCACUUCCUGUACUGCAAGAACAAACCGGCCGACUACUUCAUCCUGAUCCUGCAGGGCAAGGUGGAGGUGGAGGCUGGCAAGGAGUGCAUGAAGUUCGAGGCAGGAGCCUUUUCCUACUACGGGGUGAUGGCCCUGAGUCCUCCUCCUGGAUCUGAGAUCCGUUCCCCGUCCCACAUGAGCGGCCUGAACCGCUCGGCCUCGCUGAGCUACCACGAGCGCUCGGACUCGGGCUCGUCGCCGGUCAGCGGCAGCAACAACCAGCUCAACGCGGGCGGCGCGCAGUACGUGGCCGACUUCAGCGUGCGCGCCCUCACCGACCUCCAGUUCGUCAAGAUCACGCGGCAGGAGUACCAGAACGGGCUGCUGGCCUCGCGCAUGGACAGUUGUCCCCAGUCCCCCGACAGCGCCGCCCCCAAGGCCGACCCGGCCACGGCGGAGAAGCCGGAGCCGCCGGCGCCGGCCGACGAGACCACGAGUCUGCUCAACGAGAGGAACUGCCUGAGCCGGCGCAGCAACCACAGCGGCCUGGAGAACUCCAUCUGACCCCGGCCGCGCCGGCCGCCUCGGCGUGCCCGGCGUGCCCCGUGCAGGGACCUUGCCCGGUAGGAGGAGCCGCUGGAGGAGGAGGAGGAUGAGGAUGAGGAGGAGGCGCGGUGGGGAUGGAGGAGCUGGGAUUUGCUGCUGCUGUUCCAGGCCGGCUCGGUUUGGGACGGACGGAGCGGCGCAGGCACGGCGCCGACGGCUCAGGGAGCUUCGGGUCUGGGUGUGCGCCGUGGGGAGCCUGGGAUGGACACCCCAACCCUGCCAGGGGACCUGGGAUGGACAUGGACACCCCAACCUGCCAGGGGACCUGGGAUGGACACCCCAACCCUGCCAGGGGACCUGGGAUGGACAUGGACACCCCAACCCUGCCAGGGGACCUGGGAUGGACAUGGACACCCCAACCCUGCCAGGGGACCUGGGAUGGACACCCCAACCCUGCCAGGGGAUCUGGGAUGGACAUGGACACCCCAACCCUGCCAGGGGACCUGGGAUGGACACCCCAACCUGCCAGGAAACCUGGGAUGGACAUGAACAUCCCAGCCCUGCCAGGGUCCAUCCAAAACUUUCAGGAACCCUGGGAUGGACAUCCCAGCCCUUCCAGAUACCCCAGGGUGGACAUCUCAAUCCUUUCAGGGUCCAUCCCAAACCUUCUGGGAACCCCAAACCUUCCAGGCUCCAUCCCAACCCUGCCAUGACCCCAGGAUGGACACCCCAACCCUGCCAGGAAUCCCAGGGUGGGCGUCCCACCCCUGCCAGGACCCUCGGGAUGGACAUCCCAAACCUUUGGGAUCCUUAGGAUGAGAUUUCCAUCACUUUGGGGUCUCCUUCCCAUCCUGGGAUGGGAAUUGCAAACCUUUGGGGUCUCCUUCCCAUCCUGGGAUGGGAAUUGCAAACCUCUGGGGUCUCCUCAGCCCUUUGGGGUCUCCUCCACCAUUUUGGGAUAUCCUGGGAUGGGAAUCCCGACCCCUCUCCAGUGUUUCUGGGGUCUCCUGGAUAAAUCCCAGCCCCUUCCCUGCUGGCCCGGGGAUUUUAGGGUCUGGACUUUAAGGUCUGGAUUUUGGGGUCCGAACUUUGGGGUCUGACUUUGAGGUCUGGAUUUUGGGGUGACACAGCGCUAGUGACCAAAGUUGUACAGGCAGGAGGGGGCUGAGGGUCCCCCCAAAACCCCCCUGGGGUUUUUUGGGGUCAGAGCUUGACCCCAAAAAAAACAAAAAUAAGCACAAAAGUUCCCCCUGGGUGAACUCCUGUAAGUUAUUGGGAGAAGGUUGAAUUAUUUUUGUUAAUCACAUCUCGACGAUCAGUUCCUAGCUCCUUCAGUGGGGAGAUUUUAGAAAUAAUAAUAAUAAUUAAUUAAUAAUAAUAAUAAUUAAUAAUAAGCCAGGAAAAAAAAACAAAAAAAAACAAAAAAAACCUUUUUUAUUAAAUCUUCCUCUAUGCAAACCCCUCCUUUUCCUCCCCCCUGGGGAAUUCCUAUUUAUUGUUCAGGUUUUGAUUUGUAUUUUUGGGGAGCUCGGGCCGCGGGGGGGAUGGGGAGAGGGGGGGAGGGGGCCGGGCCUCCCCCUCCCGGUUCUGCCCCUCCCCCCAAGCCCCGGUUGUCAAACCGACCGUGGAAUUUUGAUUUCACGGAGGGUUUUUUUUUUGGGGUUAUUUUUUUGUCAGAUGGGUUAAUAAAAAUUCUAUAUCUGUA